GAGAUUGUUCCCGUUUGUUUAUGUAGAUUUUGCACGAAUGCAAUAGCACCGAAGUCGCAAGAGUGACGCGUAGCGCCGUGGCGGUUAGGAAGGCCGGUAGUGUGACGGGCCGCGUGGUAGGAGGUUGCUGCGAUUCAAUUUCAGUCGAAGCGCGCCAGGCAGACCGAGCGCCAGCAAGAACCGGCUGCUCUCUUUUCCGCACCUCGAACCUCGUUUUUCGAGCAGCAUAGUCGAAUCGGUUGGUGUGUGCGCGGGUUUCUCUGUCCAACGGUCCAUUCGUGAGACCGGGAUGCACACGUACCGGUCGGCCAGAGGGGGAUGCUCGUAGUGCGUGUGUGUGUAUGUGUGUGUGUGUGUGUGUGCGGCGAGCCUCCCAGCAACCGAGCGAGUGUUUACAUCGUGCGUAUAGCCCACCGCGGACAACCGUUGCACAGGGAACACGGCAAUCGACAUCGCGGAAAGGAGCGUCGAGAGCAAUACUUCGAAAGAUCUUUAGACGAAAUUUGUGCGACUGUAGUCGAGAGUUGCGCGAGUGUGAGUAGAAUAUUCGAACAGUGGAAUUGAACCGUUUCUCCGCGUCGAGGAAACGAUCGCGAAUCGUACUCGAAAAUGAACAAUCGAAAGGUCCCUAGCGUACUAGUGCAGUUAUUUCGAUUAUCGAUCUGGGACUGUCGUCGCGCUUUAAUCGAGUGACCCCCCGACCACGUGAUACGUACUGCCCGCCGCCAUGACUGCUAGGGGAUAACCAAGAAACCGAGCUCAUUUGUGAGAAUGGAAUUUCCAGGCUACAAAGGCACCGGUCCUCGCGUCAGGGUGCGACGACGCGCGGAAUUAGGAAGACGGCUCACCAGGAGGCUGUCGCUGGUCGCGAAAAUGCCAGCUGCCAUUCUUAACAGAGCGAAUCCACCCGAACCAAGGCCAGUCGAGAUCACGGCGAUCGCACCCGACAAGACCCAGCUCACCAUCCGUGGAGCACUCGAGAAUUGGGACGCCAGUACCUUCAAAUCGAGCGACUUAUUUCCCGGCUCGUUUUGGAACUCUUACUGGGAAUACCUGGAGAGCUACGGCGAGGCCAGGAGGAUUCUGGACGAGCUGAGAGCAUCGGAGGACCCCCUACUGCACUUCCUUAGUCUUAGACAAGCCGCGGCCAGGCAUUCCCCGACCACGUUGCUUCUUCUACCGGUCCAGAGGCUGGCCGAAUACGAAAGGUAUCUGGGCCAGGAAGCGAGGAACUUGGUGGAGAACGGAAACGGAACCGUCGGCAGCGGCGCCGUCCUCCAGCGCGGUCAGCUCGAGGGCGAUCUCCAUCGGAUCCAAGAGCUGUUCCCUGGCGACAACCUUCGACUGCACGAACGAGAUGUUCUCACCACGAAAAUGAAGAGUCUGAUCCGCAAGAGAAGUGGUGGGAACCCUGGAAGGCUGACGAGAGUGCUGUCGCAGAAGUCGUUGAAUGUGCCCAGCAACUCACCAGCCCCCAAAUCUCCACCCAGGACUUUCCUCCUGGAAACUCCGGUUCAAUUCACCACGGGUGUGCAGUCACAGGAGAGACACCUCUUUCUGUUCUCCGAUCUGUUGCUCAUCGCGAAGGCACGAAGCGGGGGUAACUUCAAGCUGAAGCAAUCGGUGAAGAUGAGCGAACUCUGGUUGACGGCGGGCCACAUAGAGGACGUGGCUGAGACGAGCAAAUCCCAGGAAACCAGCUUCGUUCUCGGCUGGCCCACUACGAACGUCGUCGCCACUUUCAUGACUGCUGCAGCCAGGGAUCUCUGGUGGGGACGUCUGACCGAGCUGGUACGAGAGGAGAGUAUGAAGGAGCCGCCGGAUACAAACAUUCAAGUCGUGUAUCACGACAGUGACACGAACACGGAAUACUGUAAGACGAUAAUGGUGGGAUCCGAAAUGACGGCAGGAGCCUGCGUGAACCUAGCCACGCGUCUUCUGGAUCUCCAAGGCCCGUUUCAGUUGUGGGCCAGGACGUCCGCGGACGAGGCACCCUAUCCUCUGAUAGGUCACGAGAGACCCUUUGCCGUGAAACUCUCGAAUCUGCGACAUACCUUGUCCGCAGAGGAGGGUUUCGACCUGGAGCACUGUAACAAGAGCGGACACGAUACCUGCCACUUCAUCCUCAGGCCCGUGCCCAAGUCACCAGUGAAAAAGAACAAGUCGAAGAUCACUGGAUUAUUGAGGAGAUCUCUAUCUCUAAAUCCGAGCCUGUUCGGAGUAAAUUUGUCUAGACUCGACGAAAACGGACUACCGAAACCCGUCCUAGUGAUGCUGCAGCAGCUGUUCGCCAAAGGUCCCUUCACGCAAGGGAUUUUUCGAAAGUCCGCGAACGUCAGGAUCGUCCGCGAGUUACGAGAUCAGAUCGAAUCAACCGGUGACCCGAAUUGCCUCGAGGACGCGCCGAUCAUAGCGGUGGCGGCCCUGCUCAAAGAUUUCUUGAGGUCUUUACCGGAUCCUCUGCUAACCUCUCAUCUCUUCCCUCUGUGGAUGGAUAGCUUGGACACGCCAAAUCCUAUUCAAACUAUUAAGAAUAUUUUAGAUAGAUUGCCCAAAGCGAAUUACACCCUCCUGUCGCAUCUGAUAUGCGUUCUGCACCACGUGGCACGAAGGUCGAAGCACAAUCUCAUGUGCGCCAGCAAUCUCGGUGUAUGCUGCGGACCCAGCUUACUCUGGUCGCCUAAUCCUUCGGUGAACCAGAGCAGGUCGAUUCCCACGUUGACGGAAAUGCUGAUCCGUCACUGCGAAGUUCUGUUCGGCGAAGGCGUCACGCAACUCCUCGGGGAGGAGCGCAGCGACAGCGGAGCCGAAGAGAGCACCGACAGCCUUCACUCAGGUGGGCUUUCCCUGGACAGCCUGGACCUGACGGAGCCACCGCGAAAAGACCACAUGUCUCUUUCGAGAGACUCCGGGUUGACCCUGUCCGAUUGCCAGCUGUUCAUUCCAGAGUCGCCAGUGGGAUCCGAGGACUCCGCCGUGAACGCCUCGUCAUCAAGCUUCGACAAAUCCAUAAGCAAGGAAGACAAGUCCGUUAGCAAAUCGUACAUUCGCGUUUACGGUGGAUGGGAGGAGAGAAUAAACGGAUACACGGCGAACAAUCAUCACUCGAGCGCCGUGGAACACGGUGGUUUUAGAGAGGAGAAGAAUAGCAUUGGUUAUCCGAAUCCGAAUUUUCAGAGACAGGACUGGCUGAGAGCUCAGCUGAAGAGAACGCCGCGGACGAAACUCGACGAGCACGACCACCACCGCAAGGAGAGGUUCGACGAGAAAGACAUCUACGGUAGGGAGUAUCUCAGACAAGACUCGAUGAAGGAGAACGUGGAGAACUGCAAAGACAUUUACAGAUCGUCCCAAUUGGACAUAACGCGCGACCUCAGGUCAGAGUACGAGAGAGCGUCGCAACAGGACAUCUGCACGGAGCGAGUCUCAGUUCACAAUUCGGAACAGGAUUUAUCUGGGGAUGCAUCGUUGUCUAGUGACAGAUACGAAUUCAAGAAGGAGAGAUUCAACGAGUUCAAGAAGGUCAAAUCAGAAGUGUACGUCAAUCGAGACUCUCCCGUUUCCCAAAACGGUAGCUACCACUCGAGUAGCGAUCUCUACGAGUUCAAGAAGGUGAAGAGCGAGAUAUACGUCAACAAAGAGAGCACGCGUACCGAGAGAUACGAAUCCGAGAGUAGCAUCUACGGGAACAGGGACAGAACGAACGAGAUAUAUAGCUCGAGGGAGAGAAACGAUUUGUAUUCGUUUAAGCAAGCCGAGGCGAUCGAUUUAUACGGCGACGAGGAUGAAGAAGAGGAAAGAACGUGGCCAGACACACCGCCACCCUUGCCACCGAGAUUGAGGCAUUUGCCACCGGUGCACAUGAAUUUGGAAGACAGGCACAAAGUGGCAGGAAGGUCGAGGUCCCUUCCGCCACCGCCUCCUUAUCGGCCACCGCCUCAACCUCGUGCCUCGGUAGCCACGAGGCACCUGGGAUACGGUAGAUCGGUCGUAGACGAUGAGAGCUACGUCUGAGACGAUAAAAGUCUGAGACGCUGCCCGUCUAUGUGCACCUCGACGAAAUCAAAGUGCCGAAUGUCGCUGGCCGGGAACACGUAUAUACAUGUUGGCUGAUGUAAACGUGGUCUCGUUACGACAGAAACUAGUCCAAACUGGAACGCAUGCACGAUAUUUUGAGAGACAGUAGGCGAUACAUGUAUGAUAUCUAAUUAACGUCGUCCUCGUCGAACGGAACAGAGAAUGGUUACUUUGUCCGUAGUUUGGUCGAAAGCGAAACGGAGAAAAUUGGGUAGGGAAUAAUGGAGAAAUUCUCCAUACGGAGUGGCGUUACGGAUUACGCCCGCAACAAAGUCAAACCGCGCGCUAUCGAUCUUUGACGAGUUUUAGCGAUAAACUGUGUUACACAGUGAUUCAGGGUGCUUCCACGAGCCUUAACCGUAAGGUUUUCUUUUUAUUAGACUUCAUUAUAGAAAUGUUAUAUUAAGUAUAGACUGUAGCGGACAAGACUUGCGUCGAGAUGAUAUUAUUCGUAAUUCUCUUUUUAUACGCGAUCGAGAAUAGCUGUAAAAAUAUAUAUAUAUAUAUAAUAUAAUAUACAUGUGUGUAUAAGCAAUGCAUAAACCGCGCAUCGUUGAUAAAAGAUCAAAUAAAGGAACAAAGGGUCCCCGCGGAUGUUUGAACGAAUGCUGGCCUAUAGAGUUCGAGAAAAACAUAAAAAUUUCGUCGAUCCGCAGAACGAACCGCCGAUAAUGAAAUGUAAAUUUUAUCACAACCGCGUCGAGAGUGGAGAUCCUCGUUUUCCAUUCGUCGUCUUUGCGUUCAUCCUCGAAUACGUUCACGUAGUCGAUACGCACAUCUUUAAAGUGUCUCACGAGUUUGAGAUCGUUCGUAGACUCGUUUCGAGCCAACAAAACAGCGUCGACUUAUCGCCUCGUCGCGUUUCAUCAGGUUUCCUCCUCGCUAUGUAUGUACAUUCGCGUCUCGUUUCCUCUUUCUAAACUUUUCUAACUGGAAAUUAGUUCACCGCGGAAUAAACACGACAAUUUAUAUAACUCGUUCCCCAUCUCUGUCUUUCUUCUCUUUCUCAUUCUCUCUUUCUCUGUUACUUAUUAAUUAUCACUCCUUUCUUCAUCCCUUCUUUUUAAUUUUAGAACGUAUAAAUCGUAUAGUACUUCGUAUCGCGAAUGCAAGCGCGAUUAUCUUAAGUCAAUAAGAUAUACACCAGAAGUUGUCGGAAGCGUUUUAAUUAAAUCCAAACAUUUUCAUUUUUUUUUCUUUUUUGUAAAUAUUCGUAAUUGUAAAACUUGUAAUCUUUUAUAACGCUAAGCGUAUCACGCGAUACACGCACUACGCAACGCCUGUAAGGUAUGUAUACUUCAUCUAAAUUAUACGACAUGCUAUGAAAGGUUAAAUAUAUUUCGUAUUUUAUAGA
Messenger RNA from Hylaeus anthracinus, 5431 nucleotides. Its product is annotated as rho GTPase-activating protein 20-like. The transcript is spliced from 10 exons. Gene Ontology annotation, molecular function: GTPase activator activity. Gene Ontology annotation, biological process: regulation of Rho protein signal transduction; signal transduction. Lineage: Eukaryota; Metazoa; Arthropoda; Insecta; Hymenoptera; Colletidae. The coding region runs from base 772 to 4014 and encodes 1080 amino acids. The record is from RefSeq and is a predicted model, not a curated record.